GUGCCAACGCCAACCUUCCUUGAGUGUCGCCGCCUCGGCAGGCUCGGGUCGGGGACUUCCGAAUUUCUUGCUCUUUUUUACAAGCUCGUAGUCGCGCUGGGCAGAGUUUUCGCAGUUUCGUUAUUUCAACUGCGGUACUGCUUUGCGUUGUACGUUCAACGCGACUGGCCGCGCAUCGCUGAGCUACGCGACGGCGUGCACCUGACCGGUGAACUCGCCCCUGAGGCCGCGGUCGCAGCCACUUGACCGGACAUGUCGUCGUCCCCACGCGUCCAAGCGUCACCGUGCGCAGUCGACUCCUUUUAGAGGCGUGCGUCUCGUUUUCGGUAAAGCAUUUUACGGGAGCGCGGCGCCGUCUUACGAUUUACACGUGGUAGUGGCGAUAAUCUUCCGCAAUCAUGUCGACGAGACGCUCCCGGAUCCAGAUCAAACCAAACUUGGGACGCAAGAGCGACGGCCCCGCGGGGUCGGGACAGCGGAAGCCGACACCGGCUGCCUCAGCGGCGGCGACCUCGGGUGCCGGUGACAGUGCAGCCGUCGGCACAACGACGAUCGCUGCCGCGGCAGCGCCUCACGAACCCAGCGCGGCGGACCAACCAGACGUCGCGAGUGUUCCGGAGCAGCCGGCAACGGUGCCGGUGGUUGAGGAGUCCACUCCGACCGCGGCGGCUCCACCAGAAGAGGCACCUUGCGCCUCGGAUGCCGUCGCGGAGACGCCAGCUGAAACUCCUCACGUCGCGGAGCCAACGCGGGCCGAACCCGCGGUCACCAAGUCGCCAAUCAAGCGGCCGGCGCCCGUCAUUCCCGCUUGCGCGUCUCCCGAAAAGGUGGCCAGGCCAUCUGAAACAUCGGAGCCACUAACCCCCCAGGAGCCGGCAGCUACACCAAGUACACCGUCGGAGCCGCAGACUCGCAAAGGGGAAAAGCAGGUGCGGCGUCGCAGCAGGCGCCCCCCUCCCCGGAAGCCGCCCACAGACCGCAGCGCCAUGACCAUGCAGGACCUGAUCUACUACAACCCGCCCGGGAAACCCAUGCCGGAGAAGCCAUCUAAGACGAGCAAGGAUAAGGCACCUGUGGAGACCGAGUCAGUUGCCGAGGCGGAGGAACAGCGGGUCGAUGACGUGGUUGAACAGGAGGAGGAUUCCGCAGACGUGGGUCCACGAGUUCGACUCGGUCCCAACGGCGAGAUCACCCUGGACGAGGAAAGCUUGGUAAUACGUCGGCCCGCUGUGCAGCCCUCUAUGCGCGCCAUCGUCUACGAGACCGGCGGCGAGACCAACUACGCUUCCUUCCGCAAGAACCCCAAGGGACGGAGCACGUGGACGGCGAAGCAGACUGCACAAUUCUACAAGGCGCUGAGUGCCUGCGGGACCGACUUCACGCUCAUGGCCAACUUCUUCCCGAAGCGCACGCGCCAGGAGCUCAAGAACAAGUUCAAGCGAGAGGAACGCCGCAACCGAGAGCUUAUUGACCGCACCAUCACCCAUCAUUUUGCAGACGACCCUACCCAGUAUUACAUCGAUGACCUGAAGCUAGAGUCCGACGACCCUGACGAGCCCGAGAGGGCACAGCCUGCCCCCAAGCGUGGGAGGGGCCGCAAGCGCAAGGCUCCGCCCACCGAAGAUGGCGGCGUUCGGGAAGAAGUGGUCGAAGAGGAGGUGGUGCACGAAGAAAUCAUUCUGCCGGAAGGAGCCGGAAACCGAACAGACCACAGACGAGACGACAGGGCCUGCCACUGUGGGAGGGAGUUCUGCUGUGACAAUGGGACCGUGCGUGUCCGGUGGUGUUGCCCCCGUGGUGGGCGGACCGACGCCUCCGCUGCGGCUGCAGGCCGGCCAGCUGGUGUUCUACUGCCAGCCGGACACAGGAGCAGGUCGUGCACGUGUUUGUCGUGGCGCCACCUCAGGCGGGUGCGAGCAGCGAACUGGCCGCUCGCCUCAGCAGUCCGCCUUUACAGCGUCCUGCCGCGACGGCCUCGCCCUCCGCUGCUUCUUAGUGCUGCUCCAACGGAUGUGUUCAGUGUGUAUGUGCGCACUCUCGGGGAUGACCUUGUGUGGUGUCGUGUCUUGGUGCACUCUGUCGGAGUGUGGCACGUGCCGCGGUGGAUGUUCUGCGUCCAUGCCUAGGUGUGAACCCAGACCGUUCACGGCGUGCACGUUUGGACAUGUGCCGUUGCUCACGCUUGGCAUAGAAGUUGGGCAUCUGUGCGUGCGCAUUUGGGUGUGGUGCAGUGUCCUGGAUGUUAGACUCGGCCUGGUGCGGUGGUCUGUUGGAGCGGAUAGUGCAGCGCAGUGAGAGGUGUGCCAGUUCUUCUCUGGUUGUACUCCCUGCAGCAUCCUACGCUCUUCCAAAGGCAUGUCUCAGUGAAGGUUAAGCGAUGUGCUCUUUGGCAGUGCCAGUGCAAUUUUGCCACACUGUUGCCUUUCAUGUGACUGAACUGACUCGGCUAGGUGUGUCUUGUCGGAUUUACUAGCAUUUCCAGGCUCUGUGGAAAAACAACUGCCACUCAUACUUAUCACCAUGUGACCCGUCUCAUCCCAUUCGAUGGAGGACAGCGAGCAAAUGCACAAAGAGACUGUGUUCUUCACAGACUGCAAUGAAUGAGCCUCACUGCGCUUCCCAAAAGCACAAGCUAAUCAACCAAAGCCAUUUACACUUCCUAAAUAGCCGCUAUCUUGCAUGAAAUCAGCACGGAGGUCACAUGGCAAUAUUACUUUUAUGUAUAUACGCGACAGUCGGGCAUUGCUAUUCAUUGCCGAUCCUGUCAGCCUAACGACGGCUACUUGCUAGACGCCCUGUCUUUUUUUGUUUUUGAGGAGUUUACACAUGACGCUGCGCAUCUGUUCCAUGUGCUAUAUGGAAACUACAAGAGGCAUUGUUUCUUUUAGAAAUGCGAAUGUUUUUGUGAAUCGUGUUGACGUAAGCGAGGACUGAUUGUGCUUGACAAAGAAGUGUCCUCGGCAUCUUUUAGUACCGUUUUGUAGAAACUUUUUUUGGAUGAGAGCAAGUUCCUGUAGAGAUUGUAUGCUGGGUGAAAGCGCUCAUAUACUUAGAAUAUUUACACGCUAUUUAUUCUGGAACGAAGGUUCAUGUAUGACAAGUGGGCAUUGUGGCAAAGUGCAACUAGCCGUCCUAGAUAGCUGCCUGAAUUUAGCACACUGCACUUGAUUGUACACUUAAUGAAAUAAUGUUGAAGCAUUUGAUGUAUAUAACGCAUGGAAUGUAUAGUUUCAACAAGCACUGUUUGAAUGAUGAUGGCUGGAGUUGAUUUUGCAUUGUAGAGAUGCCAAAUCGACGAGAAAGGCAUCUUUUCAAAACUUCGAAAUUAAGGCAGUGGGACAUAUGAAUUCAUUUUUUUCCCCUGCAGAAUCAGUGAGUCAUCUGAGAGAGUCGCAUAUGAAGCUGUAGACUCAACUAUUGAAUGCUUACUAGCCUUUUUUUUUUUUAGAUUGAGUUGUCUUGUACUUUGGGUUCCUGUGGCAGUCGCCGCAUGUUUGGCUGUCUUGCACUUUGGGAGGCUGCUAAGCUGGUGGCAAACAUUAGGGGCUUUGAAAUGCCAGUGGCACACUAAUCUAUGUAAAGUUCAAAAUGUUGACUUUGGUUGCAUACUGAGGUGCGUCCUUUCUUACGUUCAUCUGAGUGGAACUUGCCAUGUUUAACUGUGGCCACUGUUUAAGUAGCCGCCAAUUACGAUAGGCGUAAGAAUGGCCAGUUGCAAAAAUGCAGUGCGCAUGGCGAUUCGAGAACAGUGAACCCCUUUUAACGCUGCCAGAUGAGGCAGCAAGAGAGGCUUGGCACACACAAACCGUCUUGUGUGUCCCGUGCACCCAUCUUGCAAGCGUGACUGCUAAACAAAUUCAUUGCAAAUAAUUAUAAGUUUUGAUAAUAUCACUGAAUGGGACCUAAACCAGUUACAGCAGGCUUGCUGCCAGUACUGGGCUGAUUUGAGUGUCUCCAAAAGGCUUAACAUAGGCAGCCUAGUCAAGCAACCACCUUGAUUAACAGUCUGGCAACCUUGAACUACUGCGACAGACUGCGUGUCCUGCUUAGCGUUCGAGGGGCGGCAGGCCUGUUGUGUGUGUCUGGCGUGUCACUGCACCUUGGCAUGUAUAAAUAUCCAAGCAAGCAAAAGAGCAAUACAAUCUUCUGCCUCCUGAUAAAACCUUUAUGUGAAAUUUUUCAACGUGAUCAUCGAAACCGCUGUGGCUCAGAUAAGCUGGUAUUGUGCACCAUAUGUUACCAGAACUGUUAAUGUGAGCUUUAAUGAAACUAUGUAUCACCACUGCAUGUUGCUGCACUGGGUAGAAAAUGGUUCCUGCACAAUUCCUGCGAGACGCUCAAAUAAACUCCCUUCUAUCAAGUGGUCUAUGAAA
Rhipicephalus microplus (southern cattle tick) is the source of this 4373-nucleotide messenger RNA. RefSeq names its product transcription factor TFIIIB component B'' homolog Bdp1. Gene Ontology annotation, cellular component: transcription factor TFIIIB complex. Gene Ontology annotation, biological process: RNA polymerase III preinitiation complex assembly. Gene Ontology annotation, molecular function: TFIIIC-class transcription factor complex binding. Lineage: Eukaryota; Metazoa; Arthropoda; Arachnida; Ixodida; Ixodidae. The record is from RefSeq and is a predicted model, not a curated record.